UCUCUUCCAGAAUCUACAAUCUUGUUCAAAGAUGUAUGAUGUCUUAUCAGUUCCGUUUGGCAAUUGGGUGGGUAAUGGCCGUGUUCUUCAAUUCAAAUGGUCGAAACCAAAUUGUACAGAAUGUGAAGCAGAGGGAAAGAGGUGUAGAUGGAAGAACAAUGGCACCAACAGUGAAAUUGAAUGUCAACACGUGAGGAAACCAAGCAACACAUGGAAAUUAGUGGUUACAGGUGGAAUCCUGGGAUCUUUGCUUCUUGUUCUACUGAUGAUUGCAGCAUAUCGGGUAUAUAGAGCUGAUAGGAAGGAAAAAGAGAGUCGAUUAAGAAUUGAAAGAUUCUUGGAGGAUUACAAAGCACUCAAACCAAGCAGGUACUUGUACGCGGAUAUUAGGAGGAUUACAAAUCAAUUCAAGGGCAAGUUGGGCCAAGGAGCCUAUGGAACUGUCUUCAAAGGAAAGCUCUCUUCCGAGUUCUUUAUUGCUGUCAAAGUCCUCAACAGUUCUAAGGGAGAUGGGGAAGAGUUCGUAAAUGAAGUGCGAACGAUGGGUCAAAUCCACCACGUCAACGUGGCUCGCUUGGUUGGAUUUUGUGCUGAUGGAUUUGUACGAGCUCUUGUUUAUGAAUUCUUCCCCAAUGGUUCCUUGCAGGAUUUCAUUUCAUCUGCAGAUAGUAAGAAUUUCUUUCUUGGUUGGGAUAAGUUGCAAGAUAUUGCACUAGGAAUAGCCAAAGGAAUUGACUAUCUUCAUCAAGGAUGCGAUCAACGAAUCCUGCAUUUCGAUAUCAAGCCCCAUAAUAUUUUGCUAGACCAAAACUUCACUCCAAAAAUUUCUGAUUUUGGUUUGGCCAAGUUAUGUUCCAAGGAUCAAAGCAUGGUGUCUAUGACUACAGCUAGGGGGACCAUGGGGUACAUUGCACCCGAAGUGUUCUCCAGGAAUUUCGGAAAUGUGUCUUACAAGGCAGACGUUUAUAGCUUUGGAAUGCUGCUGAUCGAGAUGGUAGGAGGAAGGAAGAAUAUUGGUUCAACCAUAGAGAACACCAUAAAUGAAAUUUACUAUCCACAGUGGAUUUAUAAUCUUCUAGAGGAAGGGGAUGACCUACGAAUCCAUAUUGGGGACGAAGGAGAUGGUAAAAUUCCAAAGAAACUUGCAAUUGUAGGGCUAUGGUGUAUCCAAUGGCACCCGGUGGAUCGUCCUGCCAUGAAAACAGCGGUUCAGAUGUUAGAAGGAGAAGGAGAAAGCUUGACCAUGCCGCCUAAUCCCUUUGCGCCUACAGGUCCUACAACUAGAAAUGGGAGCAUUCCAGCAAGGCGCCUAGAGUUGGAAGCAAUUGCUGAACUAGAGUAGAUAUGUGUGUGUAUGAACACCAAUGUAUGUAAGAUACUAAGAUUAACAUUGAACGUGCAAUCUUUCAGACCUAAAUUAAGGGAAUCUUUUUUUUUUUUUUUUUUUUUCCAACACCUGUAUGCUGUAUGUUUCAACAAUUUGAGGUACUCAAAUUCAUGGAAUGUAAAUCAACUAAAAAUUGAAAGAUUUUGGAAUUAUGUGUGGUGUCUGAAGAUAUGUACUUUUAUUAAAUUUAUAAGGAAGAUGAGAAUGGAGUGUAACAGUUUCAACGGUUUGUGAAGGAGAGUGAUUUUCAAAUAUUAUUUCCUUCCACUGCA
Messenger RNA from Pyrus x bretschneideri (Chinese white pear), 1659 nucleotides. RefSeq names its product rust resistance kinase Lr10-like. The record is from RefSeq and is a predicted model, not a curated record. Gene Ontology annotation, molecular function: protein kinase activity; ATP binding. Bases 32 to 1342 code for a protein of 436 amino acids. The transcript is spliced from 2 exons. NCBI's taxonomy places the organism in Eukaryota, Viridiplantae, Streptophyta, Magnoliopsida, Rosales, Rosaceae. Gene Ontology annotation, biological process: protein phosphorylation.